CUGUAGAGUUGGCCCCUGCCUCCUGACGACCCCAUGCAGAACAGAACAAAACACUGCUUGGUCCUGCGUCAUCACUAUGAUCAGUUGAAAAUCAGACCAUUGUGACCCAUAGGGUUUUCACUGGCUGAUUUUCAGAAGUCAAUUGCCAGGCCUUUCUUCCUAGCCUGUCUUAGUCUGGAAGCUCUGCCGAAACCAGUUCAGCAUCAUAGCAACACACAAGCCUGCACUGACAGACAGAUGGUGGCUGUGCAUGAGGUGCACUGGCCAGGAACCAAACCCAGGACUCCCACAUGGAAGGUGACAAUUCUACCGUUGAACCAGUAAUGUCCCCAUUACCCAGCCCUAGAAACCAUUUAAGAGCCCUGGUGGCACAAACAGUUAAGCACUCAGCUGUUAACCAGAAGGUUGGAGGUUCAAACUCACCCAGCGGCUCUGCAGGAGAAAGACCUGGCAAAAUGCUCCUCUAAAGAUUACAGCCUAAGAAACCCUAUAGAGCAGUUCUACUAACGUCACAUGGGAUUACUGUGAGUCAGAAUCAGCGCAAAGGCACACAACAACAACAGAAAUCAAUUAUCCUUCGAUUGCUUGUUUGUGUAUGUAAUCAUCCCAGGUUUACUCAGCCCUGCAAACCACUUCCUCACCCUGUCCCCCAAGACACCCUACAUGUAGCGCCAGCUUUACGGGGUAGAGGGGUCCACCGCCCGCACCCUGCGUUUCUGCUCCGCCUGCCUGUGUUUGCCCCAGCAUCUUCCUUCACGAGUCCUUGUUCCUUUCUCCCACAGACGCUGAAUAGGAUUGUUGAGGCCCCAUGGCCAUAGCCUGAGUGACGCAGCACCUGACCUCUCAAGACCACGAGAUCAGGAGACAAGUGGGAAGGUCACGGUGCAGGCAGCGCAGGAAACAGAUGGAAGGACUCUUGAGCAACAGUCUCCAGAAUGGUGAGCUGGGAGAACCCUGGAAACGUGCAGGUCCAUUACGGCACCACCAGCAAGCCCAGGAAAGCAGCUGGAAGCAAGAGGCUGCGGGCCACCAGGAAGGCCCUGCUGGUGACAGCAUUCCAGAACACGAUGAAUUCGGCCAUCCCCUGAAAACCAGCUUAAGUCUUCCCAUCAUCCCCAUCGCAAACAGGACGCAGAGGUGCAGCACAACGCCACGAAAGAGUUUCAAGCAGAAGAACACAGAUCUCAACAAGGAGGAGAAAGCCCACGGCCCUAGGAAGCUGUGGAAGUGCAUGGAUUGUGGGAAAGCCUUCAGCUACUGUUCAGCCUUCCUCCUGCACCAGCGGGUCCACACCGGGGAGAAGCCAUUCACCUGCCCCGACUGCGGCCGGGCCUUCAGCCAGAGCGUGCACCUGACGCUGCACCGGCGCACGCACACAGGCGAGAAGCCGCACGCCUGCCCCGAGUGCGGCAAGGCCUUCAGCCAGGGCUCCUACCUGGCGUCGCACUGGCGCACACACACGGGUGAGAAGCCCCACAGGUGCACUGAGUGCGGCAAAGCCUUCGCGCGCCUCGCGCACCUGAGCCAGCACCAGCGCGUGCACACUGGUGAGAAGCCCUAUGCCUGCGGGCGGUGCGCCAAGACCUUCCGUAAUCGCGCAUCCCUCCUGGAGCACCAGCGUAUCCACACGGGUGAGAAGCCCUAUGAGUGCUCCCAGUGUGCCAAGUCCUUCCGCUUCUCCUCGGCGCUCAUCCGCCAUCAGCGCAUCCACACUGAGGAGAAGCCCUACAGGUGUGCCCAGUGCCCCAGGGCCUUCACGCAGACCGCACACCUCACGCAGCACCAGCGCACGCACACUGGCGAGAAGCCCUACAGGUGCUCCGAGUGCGGAGCGCCCUUCAGCCAGAGCGCCUCACUGGCGGAGCACCGUCGCAUCCACACGGGUGAGAAACCCUACAAGUGUGCCGACUGCGGCAAGUCCUUUACACAGGUCUCGCACCUCAGCCAGCACCAGCGCACGCACACCGGCGAGCGGCCGUACAGCUGCGCAGACUGCGGCAAGGGCUUCAGUAACCGCACCCACCUUCUGCAGCACCACCUGGUACACACGGGCGAGAAACCCUACCGGUGUGGCGAGUGUGGGGCCGCCUUCAGCCAUGUGUCCUCGCUCAUCGAGCACCAAAAAAUCCACACAGGUGAGAAGCCUUACAGGUGCUCCGAGUGCGGCAAGGGCUUCAGCCAGGGCUCCUCCCUAACGCGGCACCAGCGCAUGCACACCGGGGAGAGGCCCUACACCUGCCCCGAGUGUGGCAAGGCCUUCAGCAACCGCUCCUACCUGAUCCAGCACCACAUCGUGCACACGGGCGAGAAGCCCUACGAGUGCGGCCGCUGCGGCAAGGCCUUCAGCUUCUCCUCGGCGCUCACCCGCCACCAGAGGACGCACAUGGAGGAGAAGCCCCAUACACGCGGCCAAUGUGGGGACUUGUUUGCACAGCAGCCGCUCCUGACCGAGCAACUGAGCACACAGAGGCCGGAGAAGCCCGUUACGGGCCACGUGGAAACCGCUGCAGACCAGCAGAAGAAUGAAAGCUAACAUUUAAGGAGACCAUCUGUAUGCCUAGGACCUUAGGUGGUACGAACAGUUUGUGCUCAACUGCUAACCUAAAGGUUGGCAGUUUGAACCCACCCAGCAGUACUACAGAAGAAAGGCCUGGCGAUCUGCUUCCAUUUAGUUUGUUGUGGUGCAAAUGGCUUGUGCUCAGCAACUAACCUAAAGGCUGGAAGUUCAAACCCACUCAGGUGCCAUGGAAGAAAGGCCUGGAGAUCUGCUUUCAUUAAGAUUAUUAUUGUGACCUUUUGGUUAGCAGCUGAGUGCUUAACUGCUGCACCACCAGACUCCUAACCAUUAAGAUUACAGACAAUGAAACGCUAUGGAGUAUUUCUACUCUGACACACAGGGGGUUGCUAUGAGUUGGAAUCAACUGGACGGCACCUAACAACAACAAAAACCUGUACACCAGGCACUCUGCUCAGCAUUGUGUAUGCCUCCUUUUCAUCCUCACAACACCAUGAGGAGCUGUCUUAGUCUCCUAAACCAAAACCAGUUGCUAUCUAGUAUAUUCUGACUCAUGGCAACCCCAUCUGUGUCAGAGUAGAACUGUGCUCCAUAGGGUUUCCAAUGGCCAAUUUUUUUGGAUGUACAUUGCCAGGCCUUUCUUCCAAGCCACCUCUGGGUGAACUGAAACCUCCAACCUUUUAGUUAGUAGCCAGGCAUGUUAGCAGUUUGUACCACCCAGCAACUCCCUUAGUCUUUCAGGGUUGCUGUAACAAAAUACCACAAAGUGAGUGGCAUUAAACAGAAAUGUAUUGUCUCACAGUGCUAAAGGCUAGAAGCCCAAAAUCAGGGUCUGGGCCAUGUCGAUUCCAUCUGGGGAUUGAGCCCUGAGAGACAAGUGUUCCAUGCCUUUCUCCUAGUUUCUGGUGGCUGCCAGCAGUCCUUGGCUGCUGAUAGAUGUAUCUGCCUCUGUCAUUACAUGGCAUCUGUCUUCCCCUGUGUGUGACCCCCAUUUUAUAAGACACCACUCAGAAAGGAUUUGGUUGAACUCUACCCCAGUAUGAAGCCAUUGACUGAUCACAUCUGCAAAGAGAAACCCUACUUCCCCAAACAAGGUCACAUUCACAGGUACAGGGGUUAGGAUUCAAUACAUCUUUUGGGAGGAACAUAGUUCAAUCCACAACAGACAUACUAUAUCAUCCCCAUGUUACCAGUGAGGAAACUGAGGCUCAGAGAAGCUUAGUAACUUGCCCAGGGUCACACAGCAAGGGGGGUCACAGGGCCAGGAUGGGCCCCAGUUCUGCCUGACCCCACUCUGUACUCCCUCCACAGCCUUCUUGGCACAAAAUUAUUAAUGUGACAAACACAAGUAGACCCAAAGACAUAUCCAUAGGUCUCUGGCUAGCACUCUAGGAGUUGAUUUUAUGAUAGAGUGGGCAUUUGCUCAGCAAACUUAAUUGAAUAGAUAGUUUGGCUCCUUCGGUCAAGUCGGCACAUUUACUGAGAGGACAGGGUCUAAAAAAUUUGGAUCAGCUCAGAGAGAAUGUGUGGUGUUCAAUUCCAGCUGCCACAGAGUCAUCUCUGACUCGUGACAACUCCAUGUGUGUCAGAGUAAAACUGCUCCACAAGGAUUUUGGUUUUUUUUUUUAAGUAAUAUUUUAUUGUGUUUUUGGUGAAAGUUUACACACUAAAUUAGGUUCCCAUUUGACAAUUUCUAUACAAAUUGUUCAGUGACAUUAGUUUUAUUUUUCACAGUGCAUCAGUGUUCUCUUUAAUUGCGUUUUGGUUGUUCCAUUCUCCAUAGGGUUUUGUAUGGCCGAUGUUUUGGAAGUAAAUUGCCAGACCUUUCUUCUGAGGCAUCUCUGAGUGGACACAAACCUCCAAUUUUUUAGUGAGUAGCCAAAUGCUUAACUGUUUGCACCACCCAGGGACUCCAUAAAGUACAGUAAACAACCAUGUGCCCACCCAGAUUCAAUAUAUUUUAGUAUUUAUCAUAUUUUGUAGCAUAUAUUUACUUUGAAAUAGGUCAUGAAAAUGUAUAUCUGUAGGUAUAUUUUCCUGACCUACUUUAAAUUACAAACAUGAUCUCACUUCACCCUAAAUAUUUUAGCUUACAUCUCUUUAAAAAAAAAAGAAAAAGAAUCUUCUACACUAGCUCAAUACCAUUAUCACACCUAACCAAAUUAAUAAUUCCUUAGAAUCAUCCAGUGUGGAAACCCUGGUGGUGUAGUGGUUAAGAGCUACAGCUACUAACCAAAAGGUGGGCAGUUUGAAUCCACGAGGUGCUCCUUGGAAACUCUGUGGGCAUCUCUACUCUGUCUUACAGAGCCGCUAUAAGGCAGAAUCAACUCGAAGGCAGUGGGUUUGAUUUAUGUUUUUUUUUUAUCAUCCAGUGUAAAAGAGUCCUGGUAGGACAGUGGUUAAACACUCAGCUGCUAACUGAAAGGUUGGCAGUUGGAAUCCACCAGGGGCUCUGCAGUCUGGUAGCAGUCUGCUCCCAUAAAGAUUAUACCCCUGGAAACUCCAUGGGGAGUUCUACUGUGUCCUAUAGGGUUGCUAUGAGUCAGAAUCUACUUAAUGGCAACACGUUUGGGUUUUUUUGGUUUAUCAUCUAGUGUCGAAUCCAUGUGCAAAUUCCCUUGCCCCCCAAAAAAAUUUUUUUGAAGAAGUGAUGUAGUCUGUCAGAAAAUGUUUCAAGCCUUGAAAAUAAUUCAAAUAUAAAAGGUCUUUAAUGUGUAUAACCUAACUGGGAGUGGGAGUGGAGGGGGUGAGGCACAUUGCGUUUAGGGGACAACACAGAUAUAAACAAGAUUCAUAGAGACACAGACACAUGGACACAGAUGAAAGCAUGUGGGGACACAAACACAGGUACGGACACAUCUGACUCCCCAUCCAUCAGACCCCUCAACUCUUAGCCCCAUCAAGGAAGUUGGUAAGGGAUCGGGGGUGGGGUGGGGCAGCAUCUGUCUGCCUUUUUACCCUAGUUCUGGCAUUUCCACACAGGCCUUGGC
Molecule: messenger RNA, 5505 nt
Organism: Loxodonta africana (African savanna elephant)
Lineage: Eukaryota; Metazoa; Chordata; Mammalia; Proboscidea; Elephantidae
Gene: ZNF835
Product: zinc finger protein 835
Exons: 2
Coding region: 905-2533 (542 amino acids)
Biological process (GO): regulation of transcription by RNA polymerase II
Cellular component (GO): nucleoplasm
Molecular function (GO): DNA-binding transcription repressor activity, RNA polymerase II-specific; RNA polymerase II cis-regulatory region sequence-specific DNA binding
Source: RefSeq, a predicted model, not a curated record